AUGCAUCCACCAUACGGUAGGCAUACGGUAGAGAACGCUAAUGCGAAAUGGGUACGAACGUAUCAGAUGUCCAGAGAACUUCUGAGGCAAACCUUAAAUUUAACUUCUCUCCUACAUACAUACUUAUCUCCACAAUUAGGUGGUGUGAUGCGAACACAUGAUCGAACAGUGAUAGCCUCUGUAGGACUGGUUCAAAUUCAGAUCAAUGCACAACGUAUUGGUCCAUUAUUUCAAACGGAAUACUUGGCUAGUGAAGGACCAACUAUGAGCAGUGUGUUUGAUUUUUGGUGUAUGGUGUGGCAGGAAAACGUUGAACGGAUACUAUCCGUAAAUUUCCCACAUGAAGAACGUCUCUAUCCUUCAAUUUAUGAUCCAACUAAAGAAACUAUACAAUAUUGGCCUGUUGAGAUAGGAAAGACUGUCGCAUAUAUGCCUUUUAAAAUCACAUGUAUGGAUACUAGAAUGAUGGUGGGAAGCGUAUGUUGUGGAAAUCUUACAAUCCAAGUAGCGCCUGGAAUACGAGCUGUUGCUCCAAAUGAUAUGGUAUAUCGAGUAACGCAGUUAAGAAUAUCCUAUUCAAAUCCUAUUGGCGAACCUGAACCGGAUAGAGAGAUUGUACAUAUGUGCUAUUAUCGAUGGCCCGAUGGAUGUCUUCCAAUACCGUGGCCUUUGACUUCAGCCUCCUAUGCAGCUACAGCCAUGAGGAUCAUUGACAUAGUCGAAAGGGAGCUCCCACCAUCUUCUUCUCCUAUGCUGGUCCACUGCCAUGCGGGUUUAGGUCGCACUGGGGUUUUUAUUGCACUAGACGUUGCUCUAAGGCAGCUCUACCAAAACAAUACUGUUAAUAUCAAGGGCGUAGUUGAAAAACUCCGUGAGAAACGUGCUAGGGCCGUUAUGAACCCCUGGCAAUAUGCCUAUAUUAAUGUUGUGGUAGCUGAGAAA
Molecule: messenger RNA, 942 nt
Organism: Strongylus vulgaris
Lineage: Eukaryota; Metazoa; Nematoda; Chromadorea; Rhabditida; Strongylidae
Source: the annotation of a GenBank genome assembly